Mirounga angustirostris (Northern elephant seal) is the source of this 6557-nucleotide messenger RNA. It is a transcript of the gene RAD51D, whose product is annotated as RAD51 paralog D. Bases 158 to 1405 code for a protein of 415 amino acids. The record is from RefSeq and is a predicted model, not a curated record. Gene Ontology annotation, cellular component: Rad51B-Rad51C-Rad51D-XRCC2 complex; replication fork; centrosome. Gene Ontology annotation, molecular function: ATP-dependent DNA damage sensor activity; ATP binding; single-stranded DNA binding. The transcript has 11 exons. Gene Ontology annotation, biological process: reciprocal meiotic recombination; telomere maintenance; double-strand break repair via homologous recombination. Lineage: Eukaryota; Metazoa; Chordata; Mammalia; Carnivora; Phocidae.
UCCCUGGCGCCGGGAAGGCGGAAGCGCGGCGAGGCGCGAGCGGCUGGGCAGCGGCGCAGGCACCCGGCGGGGCCACGCUCUCCGCGCCGCCGCCUGCGUCCCCUCCGGAAAGGGGCGCCGCCGGGCGUGAGCCGAGAGCCUGGCGGAUGCCCGCGGGAUGAGCAGUCCCGAGGCCGGCGCCCCCGCGGCUCCCAGGGAACAUGGGCGUGCUCAGGGCCGGGCUGUGCCCGGGCCUCACCCACGACAUGGUCGGGCAACUGAGGAGCCGCGGGAUCAAGACAGUGGUGGACCUGGUUUCCGCAGACCUGGAGGACGUGGCCCAGAAAUGUGGCUUGUCUUACAAGGUGAGCCGCCCAUCUCCACGCUCCAAACCUGGGCCCUGGUUGCCCUGAGAAGGGUGCUGCUGGCCCAGUUCUCAGCUUUCCCCUGCAAUGGCGCUGAUCUGUACGAGGAACUAAAGACUUCCACUGCCAUCCUGUCCACUGGCAUCGGAAGAGAGCAAGAGCAGGGGGAGCGGCAGGCAGAGGGAGAAGCAGGCUCCCCGCUGAGCAUGGAGCCCGACCCGGGGCUCCAUCCAGGACCCUGGGAUCAUGACCUGAGCCGAAGGCAGACCCUUAACCGACUGAGCCAGGCACUCCUGUAUCUCCCUCAUUUUAGAGUAAGGCCAUCAGGAAAUGUGAGCUUGGACAAACUGCUUGAUGCUGGUCUCUACACUGGAGAAGUGACUGAGAUUGUAGGAGGCCCAGGUAGUGGCAAAACCCAGGUAUGUCUUUGUGUGGCUGCAAAUGUGGCCUAUGACCUGCAGCAGAACGUUGUAUACAUUGAUUCCAGCGGAGGACUGACAGCCUCCCGCAUCCUCCAGCUCCUUCAGGCCAGAACCCCAGAAGAGGAGGAGCAGGCAGGAGCUCUCCAGAGGAUCCAGGUGGUACGUGCGUUUGACAUCUUCCAGAUGUUGGACGUGCUACAGGACUUCCGAGGUGCUAUGUCCCAGCAGGUGAGCAGUGCCUCGGUGACGGUGAAGGUGGUGGUUGUGGACUCGGUCACUGCGGUGGUCUCUCCACUUCUGGGAGGUCAGCAGAGGGAAGGCUUGGCCUUGAUGAUGCAGCUGGCCCGAGAGCUGAAGACCCUGGCCCGGGACCUUGGCAUGGCGGUGGUGGUAACCAACCACAUGACCCGAGACAGAGACAGUGGGGAGCUCAAACCUGCCCUCGGACGCUCCUGGAGCUUUGUACCCAGCACCCGGAUUCUCCUGGACAUUGACGAAGGAGCAGGAGUGUCAGGCAGUCGGCGCAGGGUAUAUCUGACCAAAUCUCCCCGUCUGCCAACAGGUUUCCAAGAGAUGGUAGACAUCGGGACCUGGGCGCCUCCAGAGCAGAGCCCAGCGUCCCAGGGAGAUCAGAUAUGACUGUGCUGUUGAUUGGGAAGGGGGGGCAUCAAGCGCCCCACCUCUCUGCACACUAGCAACUGCUGGUCACUGCUACCCGGUACUUGGGACUGCAGUAGAAGCUCUUGGGCUGGACACAAGAGACAUCUCUGUUUCCUCAGCUUCUCUUUCUGUGGAAACAGAGCUACAGGCGAGAGAGGAUUCGGUGGUGGAAGGACCCAGAAACUCAUGCUCGUGCCAAGUUUUCUUCCUUGUUUCUAUCAUAUAUGUUUCCCUGCGAGCAGAGUUCACCCUGGCCUCCGGCCUCUCUGAAGAGGCCUGCUAGUGACCGGACAGGACCCUGUGUGUCACCAUCUUACCCACACUCCAUCCUCACACAGUGACAGAGCUCGGAAGCCUCUGCUUCUCUCUCUCUUUUUUAUUUUGCCUCUGUUUUUCCAUCUGUAAGAUGGAGCUCCCUUUCCCCUAGCUUUGUCUUUGAGUUACUGGGUGGAAGCAACCUUGUAAAUGCAAAGCCCUUCUUUAUCCAUGUCAUGCUCUUAAAAAUAUAAACAGGAAAUUCCUUGAGCCCCAGAGCCACCUGAUUUCCCCCCAGAAGGAUGUUUUUCAGUUUCCCCUAGUGAGGUUCCAAAGAACAGUUCUUCCUUUUUUUUUCCCUCUUGCUGAUUUGGUUUCAUGCACCUGCAUGCAUCACCACGACUAGGUGAGACUGUGAACUUGCUGCAGUCCCAGGGAUAUAAUUUAACAGGAAGGGAGGAUGUGGCCACAGUGAAUCCAGCUACUUGUUUAUUAUGCAUGGUGCCCUGUAGGGCCCCUCCACAGUAUAGAGGUGCCUCACAGCCAGAGGUGCUGAACCAUGGCCUUGCCCAUAAACAGGAAAGAAUUUGCACAGUAAAUACAGCCAGCUGGGAAAAUUGAUGCUGGCGUAAAUAAUACAUGGCAAAUCUAGUCUUUUAUGCAGAAGUUCAUUGCCGGUGGCUCCAAGAUGCAAUAUAAUUCGCCUUCUCUUCCUGACAGCUGUACCGCAACCUGGUGCCCUAGUGUAUGACAUAACCCCCCGUCUGUUAGCGGCACUGUGGCCGUCCAUCUGAGAGCCGUAGCCCUGGCUGGGGGCGGAGAGGAGGACACCAGGGGAGGAAUAAUAAAAAGGCAAAGUAGAGAAAUGGUCAGAAUUGUUUACUGUCCACAUUUUUUUACAGGAAGUUCGCCUUUCUCAGAGAGCCUGUCGUGAUUAAUUAGUUGUGUCUUGGCUGCAGGAAUAGGGGGCAGAGUUCCGGGGGGGAGAUAGGACAUGAAGAUGAUGAACAUAGCAGAGACAGAAGCAGGAAGCAUGGAGGAUCGGGAGUGAGCGGCAGACCGGCUCCAGGGUAUCUGCCUGCGUGAGGAAAGGGUUGGGGAGCCUAGGACUGGGGGGAGGCUGGCCCUGCUGCCUGCAGUAAGGACCCCAGGAGAAACGAAUCUUCCAUAUCCUCAUACCAUAAGUGGUCGGCUCAUUUCUGCAACCAUCAUAGGAAACGGGACGUUAAGUGAGGGGAUGGAAAAUCCCUGCCACUCCUACUAUUUGGGUAUUUUGAGCCCCGGGGGGUCUCACCAAUCUCCCAAGCAUUCUGUUUUUGUGGAACUUGGGAAUGUUUUUGCAGUUUUUCUCCGCACGGCCCUCCAGGGGGGCACAACCUACUAGUGGGAGUGGGCAUUCGAGGUGGAGCCUCGUUGCCCUCUCUGCCCUGGGCAGAUCUGCCAUGUUCCCUGUAUGUUGUGAGUCAGGACCCUGGAAUAAUGGGGUCUGAGAGGCCUGUAAAGACCAUGUGCCCCACACUGUCACUUAACAGGGAAGCUGAGGCCCAAAGAGGAGAAGUGACGGUCCCUGUGGCAAAGCAGCAACUGACACCCAGGACUCCUGAUUCCUAAGCCAGACUCUUUGGGUCUCCAUCUUGCCUUUAGUUUCCCAUCUGCGCAGCUCUCUUCCCACCAGGCACUAACCCCAGCUCAGGGUGCCAGGGCCAUCACCACAUGGCCUCGCUGCUCCAGACCACCUGUGACAUCCUGCAGGACCUUGUCCCUCACAGCUUGCUUUCUCCUCGGACCUUGCUCUCAGACCAGAGCUUUCUCUCGCACUGCCUGCUGCCCCUAAACACGCCACUCGGGGCACACUGCACUGAGCAGUCCCCCUCAAGCCAGGCUGCCUCUUGUGCCCAAGUACCUCUGGCUCCCUUUGCUGAUGCAUCGGCCUCUGUUUGGUGCAUACUUACCCUGACAGCCUCCCUUUUUAUGCAUCAACUAUGGUCUAGAUAGACAUCAGAACCUCUCUCUAUCACUCAUCUUCCUGUGCACUUGUCGCCCAUGAGCUCAAGAGCCUUUUUUUUUUUUUAAGAUUUUAUUUAUUCGAGAGAGAGCAUGAGUGGGGGGAGGGGCAGAGGGAGAGGUAGACUCCCCACCAAGCAGGGAGCCCCACGUGGGGCUCAAUCCCAAGACCCUGGAUCAUGACCUGAGCCAAAGGCAGAUACUUAACCGACUGAGCCACCCAGGCAUCCCGAGCUCAAGAUCCAUUUCAAUUUUUCUUUUCCUCUCUGCAUAGUCUGGGAGCUCAAUAAUGGUUAACUACAUGAGUGGGUGGGCUUUCGUGCAUUUUAAAGGUGGCAAAGGAGGAAUGCAGGAAUGUUUUUCUUCUGAUCUAGUCUUUAAGUCCCCAAAGUAUCUUUUUAUGUAUCUUUCUAGAGAGGACUCCUGUAUGUCCCAAGUUUGAGAUUAGACAAAAUUAAUAUUGGGUCCCUACUGUGGGCUAGCACUUGAUGACUUUAAGUCAGGCACCUGAACUCCCAAAGACUCUCAGGCAAGAGGUCCAUGUAUCAUUGAGGCUGCUGUCCACUGCAAUUAACAAAACCUGGCUUAAAGAGGCUUCAACAAUAAGGACAUUAUCUCCGAUUACAUGAAGUCCAAGGUUGGCUCAUUCAGUGGCUCAGUGUGAAGUGGUGUAAAGUCCCUUUUCUCUUUCUGCUUUGCUCUCCUUUUGUGUUGGUUUUGUCUUUAAGCUCAUGCUCCUUGUUAAGGCCUGGGUGUAGCCAUUCUGAGUAUCAAUCCAGAUAUGACAAUAUCUACAGGCAGGAACAUGAUCCUUGUGUCCUUUUAAGUUAAAACUCAACUUCCAACCAAAGCAGACUUACCUCAUAUCUUAUUAGUGCAGAAUUGCUUCCUGAACCCACAUCGAAAUCAUGGCAAGGGAAAUUGGUCUAUGAUUGGCUCAGAUCAACCAGAAAAUAGUCCUGGAGCUGGGGCUAGGGACAGGCUUUCCUUAAGCACGUGCUAUGGCCAUCAGAAGGAAAUGGGGGUGCUACUAGAAAGGAGGGAGUUGUGUGGAGGAAUUGAAGUGUCUGCCAUAGUCCAGAAGGCAAGUUUAUCAAGGCUUUCAUGUGCUUAGGCCAUGUACGCAUCUCAUUUAGAUGUUAGGACAGCUUUGUGGCAUGGGGAGUCAUUCCAUUUUACAGACUGUAGGAGUCCAGCAAGGCUGAGGACAUAAGGCUAAUAAGUGGCAGCACCAGAAUCUAAACUCGAAUUGUCUCAUUCAAAACCCUACUUCUUUCCAUCCUCAUGCUGCCUUCAGCUGUGAAUAUGUAACUGUUUUGAUAAAAUUCUUUUUUAUAUUCUACCCAGAUAGUAGCCAAGGCUACACAUCUUGACCUUUUUUUAGCUUAGCUCACCAUAAAAAGCUGGAUCAGAGAUCUACUUUAUCAGCUCUUUCCAAUUUCCCCCAGGGAAUUUAUGAGAGAAUGACACACACAUGGAGAAGGGAGAUAUCGGUAUUAAAGUGAACUGGAGGGGUACCUGGCUGGCUCCGUUGGAAGAGCAUGUGUCUUGAUCUCGGUGUCAUGGGUUGGAGCCCCACAUCAGGUGUAGAGAUCACUUAAAUAAACAAAAAAACAAACUUAGAAAGUGAACUGGAGGUUUAGGGGAAAAUAAAUCUGAAUAAAAAACAAUGGUCACGGGGUGCCUGGGUGGCACAAUUGUUAAGCGUCUGCCUUCGGCUCACAUCAUGGACCUAGGGUCCUGGGAUCGAGUCCCACAUCGGGCUCCCUGCUCAGUGGAAAGCCUACUUCUCCCUCUCCCACUCCCCCUGCUUGUGUUCCCCUCUCUUGCUGUGUGUCUCUCUCUCAAAUAAAUAAAAUCUUAAAACAACAACAACAACAACACAUUCUUCAGGGCGCCUGGGUGGCUCAGUUGGUUAAGUAUCUGCCUUCGGCUCAGGUCAUGAUCUCCCUCUGCCCCUUCUCCCUACUCAUGCUUUUUCUCUCUAAUAAAAUCUUUUUUUUUAUAAAGAUUUUAUUUAUUUAUUUGACAGAUAUAGUGAGAGAGGGAACACCAGCAGGGGGAGUGGGAGAGGGAGAAGCAGGCUUCCUGCGGAGCAGGGAGCCCAAUGUGGGGCUUGAUCCCAGGACCCUGGGACCAUGACCUGAGCCGAAGGCAGAGGCUUAACGACUGAGCCACCCAGGCGCCCCUCUUUUUUUUUUUAAUCGUAAAAACAAACAAACAACAAAUACCUGAGAUGUGAGCCAGGAAGAGAGAAGGGAUUUAGAAAUGUGCAUAUCCCACUAGGUUUUUGCUGUGUUCCCCCAUGGAAUAGUACUGGGUAGAGUUAAUACUGUUCAAAGUGGUAUGUUGGGGAAGGGUAUUGGAGAAGCUCUGUGAUGCAUGGAGUUUAAAUUAGAGCUAGUUAUAUUAUUCAUCACAGGUUACCCUCAGGGGUGCCUGGGUGGCUCAGUCAGUGCGAUGUCUACUUUCAGCUCAGGUCAUGAUCCCAGUGUCCUGGAAUUGAGCCCCACAUUGGGCUCCCUGCUCAGCAGGGGAGUGUGAUUCUCUCUCUGCCCCUCCCCUCUGCUCAUUCUCUUUCUCUCUCUGCCCCUCCCCCCCAUGCUCACUCUCUUUCUCAAAUAAAUAAAAAAUUUUUAAAAUGUUACCCUCAAUAAAGAAGAUGUGGUAUAUAUAUACAAUGGAAUAUUAUGCAGCCAUCAAAAGGAAUGAGAUCUUGCCAUUUGCAACGAUGUGGAUGGAACUGGAGGGUAUUAUGUUGAGUGAAAUAAGUCAAACAGAGAAAGACAUGUAUCAUAUCUCACUGAUAUGAGGAAUUCUUAAUCGCAGGAAACAAAGUGUUGUUGGAGUGGGGGGUGGGGUGGGAGGGAUG